AUGUGUGACUCCUGUCCACAAGUCAUUUUCCUCUUGACCAAAGGUUUCCCUGUAGGGUAGAACUCGCUAUGUAAUUUCACCUCCUUUACUUUUAUGUUACCUUGCCAAAUCCAAACUUUAAAAACAAGGUUAGCCUUUCUGAACAUUCUAUGUCCAGCCUAGCUCCUGUUGACUCAGAGACUUAAGAACAGGUAUUUAUCAACUGGUCUCAAUUUCCUGAACACAUUCACUGUGUCCAUCCACUGUUACAUUGCCUGUCUUCUGCAAAAGGCAACAACCUUGGGAAAACUCAGGCUGAUGAAUGGUGUGGACUGUUAA
Messenger RNA from Castor canadensis (American beaver), 318 nucleotides. Lineage: Eukaryota; Metazoa; Chordata; Mammalia; Rodentia; Castoridae. The record is from RefSeq and is a predicted model, not a curated record.